AGAGCGGCGGAGCAGCGCCAUGGAGCCGUACGGGAUGUUCGCCCUCCUCCUCCUUCUCCCCCUCCUCUUCGUCGUCCUCGCCGUGUAUCGCUGGGUUCAGUCCCGCGGCCCCAACCCCUUCGCUGUCGAUACCCGGCGCCCGCCGGCCCCGCUGAUCACCGAUAAGGCGGUUCGUCGGACGGUGCUGAAAGCAGUUUUCUCCCCAGAAAAAGUCCCGGAGAAGCUCGACGCCAUCGUCAUCGGCAGCGGCAUUGGGGGGCUGGCGGUGGCCGUGCUGCUGGCCAAGGUGGGCCGGCGGGUGCUGGUGCUGGAGCAGCACGGCAGGCUGGGGGGCUGCUGCCACGCGUUCAGCGAGAAGGGCUUCGAGUUCGACACCGGGAUCCACUAUGUGGGGCAGCUGCACGACGGCUCGCUGUGGCGCUUCCUGGUGGACCAACUGACGGAUGGGCAGCUGGAGUGGGCCCCUAUGCCUCCCACCUUCGACGCCGUGGUGCUGGGAGAGCCCGGCCGUGACAAAGCUGUCCGCCUCUGCACCGGGACCAGGGGUUACUUCGACAAGCUGAAGGAGCAGUUCCCUGGUGAGGAAGCCGCCAUCGAUGAGUUCAAGCGGCUGGUGAAGAGCGUCACCACGGGGCUCUGGGCUCUGGGCCUGCUGAAGAUGCUGCCACUGCCGCUGGUGCGGCUGUUGAGCCGCUCGGGGCUGCUGUCACUGCUCAGCCCCUUCUGCCGGAUGACCUCACGCAGCGUGAAGGAUGUGGUCGACGGCCUCACCACCAACGCCAAGCUCAGGGCCUUGUUCAGCUACAUCUUCCCCACCUACGGUGUGCUGCCCUCCAAGGCCAGCUUCUCCCUGCACAGCAUCCUGGUGCAGCACUACCUGUGGGGUGCCUGGUACCCCAAGGGCGGUUCGGGGGAGAUCGUCUUCCGCACCAUCCCCAUCAUCCAGAAGGCCGGCGGCAACGUGCUGGGCCGGGCGCCGGUGCAGAGCAUCCUGCUGGACUCCCGGGGCAGAGCCUGUGGUGUGAGCGUCAAGAAGGGCCAGGAUGUGGUGAACAUCUUCGCUCCCAUCAUCGUCUCGGAUGCGGGGAUAUUCAACACCUACGAGCGGCUGCUGCCGCCUGAGGCGCGCGCUUUGCCUGAGAUUCAGUCCCGGCUGCGCAUGGCAACUCAUGGCGAAGGCGGCUUCUCCGUAUUCGUGGGGCUCAGAGGCUCAAGCCAGGAGCUGGGGCUGGAAGCCACCAACUACUACAUCUACGCAGACGACAACCUGGACCAAAUAAUGCGGCGCUACUACAACAGCUCCCGCGACGAGGCGGCCGCCAACAUCCCCCUGCUGUUCGUCACCAGCCCGUCUGCCAAAGACCCCACGUGGGACACGCGGUACCCAGGUAAAAGCACGUUGUCCAUCAUCACCAUGGCCAAGUACGAGUGGUUCGAGGAGUGGAAGGACAAGCCAGUCCAUAAGCGGGGAGACGCUUACGAGGACGUAAAGAAGACCUUUGUGGACGCCAUCAUGCAGACCAUCUUCAAACUGUACCCCCACAUCGAGGACAAGGUCGAGUAUGUCUCGGGGGGGACACCGCUGACCAACCAGCACUACAUCGCCAGCCCCCGCGGGGAGUUCUACGGCAUGGACCACGACAUGGCGCGCACGCAGAUUGAAGCCAUCGCCACCGCACGGCCGCAGACUGCUGUCCCCAACCUCUACCUGACGGGGCAGGAUGUGGCCGUGUGUGGCUUCGCCGGAGCGCUUCAGGGAGCCUUCCUCUGCACCAGUGCCAUCCUCAAGCGCAACAUCUACCUGGAUGCCAUGCAGCUGCGGAAGCGUGUGCAGGGCUCCAACGGCAAGAAGAAGAACUGAGGCCGGGUCCCACCUCCGGGACCCCCUCCCCUCCCCGAUGGCUUGCUUGCAUAGCUAGCAUCCUUCCCUGAUGGCUCUGCGGGAUCAACGCGGCCGUGAAGCCGUUCCCGCUCCCAGCUGGGUCCCAUCCCAGCGCAGCUUAUCUUCCCGCACCACCACGCACGCUGCUACCUCCUCCCCACUGCCUGUUUGAAGGGAAAAACCCUUUUUCCAGCACAAGGAAGAGAAGAUUGUGAUCCUAUACAACCGCAGCACCACCUAGCACUGCUGGAUGCCUUCCACUGUCAGAGACGCUUGGGCCGCCGGAGGAGCAUCCAGCUCUGUGGGCACCGCCUGGCAGAGGGCAGCACGCCCCACACCGCUGCUUCUCCCCUUACAGGCAGCAGCUUUGGGCUGAAUGAGGCUGGGAAAGCUCCACAUGGAGCCGGUGUCCCCGGGGCGGUGGAGGCUGAGCAAUGAGCCCCUCCCUGUGCGCACAGAGCCAUCCGCGGAGCGACGGACCGGUUUUCCAUCAGCCCCAUUUACUGUCAGCCCUGCACAGUGCUGGAUGCACAACGCACAUCAACCCCAGUGCAGUGUGGGGAAGGAGAGGCUCUGGGCUGCGUGCCCGUGCCAAAGAGCCCGGCUCCAGGCUGAGCUCAGCGGGGCAGCAGGCGAAGUGCUGUCGUGUACCAGGAUGGGUUGCUCUCAGGGUGGAUUGACUUAAGGUGAUGUAAAGCUGCUCGGGGGCAACAGCGGUGCUUCCAGAUGGGAUCUCACCACGAAUGCGGCCCCACCGUGCUGUGGGGCUGUCGGUUCUGCCCUGAGCAGAUGAUGUGUGUGUUUCUGUCAGCUGGGAAAUGUUCUGGAGCGCAGCCAAAGCCUUCAGCACUGCCCUGGUGCUGGGAAGGGCGAGAAGGCGAGAAAUAAAACAGCCUUGUGAUGGGAA
Messenger RNA from Gallus gallus (chicken), 2789 nucleotides. RefSeq names its product retinol saturase (gene RETSAT). The coding region runs from base 20 to 1861 and encodes 613 amino acids. The record is from RefSeq and is a predicted model, not a curated record. The transcript has 11 exons. NCBI's taxonomy places the organism in Eukaryota, Metazoa, Chordata, Aves, Galliformes, Phasianidae.